This is a messenger RNA of Magallana angulata, 4073 nucleotides long. RefSeq lists its product as uncharacterized. Gene Ontology annotation, biological process: cell-matrix adhesion. Bases 104 to 3805 code for a protein of 1233 amino acids. Lineage: Eukaryota; Metazoa; Mollusca; Bivalvia; Ostreida; Ostreidae. The transcript is spliced from 26 exons. Gene Ontology annotation, cellular component: cell surface. The record is from RefSeq and is a predicted model, not a curated record.
GAUUAAAAGACGGGUUAUAUAUAUUGAUCCCGUCCUGGCUGUCUUGAUAGAAACGCUGAGCGUUAAGAGAACAAGGACCCUGCUGGACGGGAGUCAGAACACGAUGAAGUCCGCCGCUCUCCUCCUCCUCCUGGCUUGCAGCUGGUCUGAAAUCUAUGGCCAGUUAAGGCGACCCCCUCCAACCACCGCAGGCAUCUCAGGGACCUUCCCCACAGGCUUCCCCACAGGCAAUGUGACCCUUCCCCCCAAGCUGAGGGCGGAGUUCCGGUGUCCCAUGGAGUGCCCGGUCUGUCAGACCCUCAACAACACGCUUACUAAGCCCUGCCUAGCGGUGGACGAGUUUGGGGACAUUAAGUCGGACUUUGAGAACACUCUCACCCUCAAACAAAAAGCUUUCUACAAGGAACUCUCUGACCUGAAUUCAUUCAAAGCUAACAUGGAGUCGCGCACCUGCGCUGGCAUGGUGCGACACAUCGACACAUACGGGAGCAUGGAGCUGGCUGACAGACAGAAGAUGAAGUCCUUCCUGGGAGACCCCAGCUCUGUCACCCCUGACGACGUCAAGAAAUUCCCCAAAGAAAUUUUCUCUUCUCUCAAUGCAGUAAAAAGUGUCACCGUGUUUCAAAACAUGAACAGACUUCAGAAAGUAGUCCUGUGCAAGGAUCUGAGGUACGCCGACUGCUUGACCCGAAUGAUGAUCUCCAAGAAAAUCAACUGCGCACGCGUACUAAUUGAGAGCGGUGUGACCAUUCCGGCUGAUGACGCCAAAGUCAUGGUGGACAUCAGAGGUUGUCGAACCUGGUCCCGCGAAAAAUGGAAUAUAACGCUAGAAAAUUUCCCAGAAAUCCUGAACCCCGAGUGUCUGUGGGCCGCCCCUACCGAUAUUUUGCUGGACAACAUGGCUGUAUUGGGCAGAAAAUGCGGAGACUUCACCAAGCGAGACAUCGAGGUGUUCGCCAACAUAACAAGUGUAAAGAUGAAGGAGAAGAAGCUUGCCAAUAGAAUCGACCCAACAGAAAAGGACGAGUGGAUCAAACUUCUUUCCACUUGCGGCGCGGACCCCAAAUUUUUCAAUGAUGUUCUUGAUCCAAAAGAAACACUGAAAUUUGUUGAUCUCAGCAAGUCAUCAAGAACAGAAAAGGUAAAGUUUCUGGAGGAUGCUCUCAAAACCGUGAGGCCGUCCGAAUUCUCAAAGGACGAGAUCGUCAAUGCUAUUGGGGCCCUGGCUAAUGACAGGAAGAUUCUGCGUCAAAUGAACGCUUCAGCCAUCGAGGCCGCCGCUUGUGACGUUUGCAGCAAGUCGUCAAGCAUCGAGAAGUCAGAUAUGAGAAAAUUUGCAGAGGUUGUAAUGGAACAGCCAUCGUUCAGGAAUGUGUCUGCCUUUGACACCACCACAUUCGCAUGCAUGGGAUGUAUGAUGUCCUACAUGAAGAAAAGCUCCUUUGAGAACAUCCCCGACGCCUCAUUGCAGUCAGCCAUUACUGCUGGAAAUGUAAAAGACAUGAAGAUUUCAUCGAAAAGAAUGGGAAAGAAAGUGUUAGACAAUGCCAAGUCAGCGUUUGGGAAACCUAACGGUGACUUUUCUGACGCCGAGCUGAGGAAGAUGAAGGGAGCGUUGGGUUCCCUGGAGCCGGAGGACAUCGACAAAAUCCCGGACGCCUCCUUCACCCUGGACGUCCUCAAGGACUUUGAGGAGGCCUUCUCCUCGGAGGACAACCCCAAGAAGUCCCUCAAGAGUAAAAUCGUCGACAAAGUAAAGAAACAGGCGGGUGGUAUCGCCAAGUUGAUUGAGAACGGCCUGGGUAAGGAGCUGUCCCCCGCGGAUCUAGAGGACGCCCCCCUGUCCAGCUUCCCCGACCUGACGGGAGAGAAUGGAGAGAGCACUAUCAAGUGUAACCGAAAACAGGCCCGUGUUUUGAUGAAGAAAAUCAAGAGCACGCUAGGGGACAUUAACGGCACGGACUCCAACUUCACCCUGAAGAGACUGGUCAACAUGAAGCCCCUGCUGAGUGGCCUGGAAGACUCUGAUAUCAAGAAGAUCGAGCAGGACGGAACCUUCUCCGACAAACUCCACACCAUCGCCAAGGCUCCCGACAUGUCCCGUGAACAGCUGAAGACCCUGGCUGAUAUGUUCAAGUCCUACUCCAAGAUAGAGUCCACGGACGAGGCGUCCUUCUCCGCCUCCAUGGACAGUACGACAGUGGACAACAUGGCGCCGCAGAUCCUCGGGAUGAUGAGCAAAGCCAUGCUGAAAAAAUUCGGAACUGCUAACUGUGAAGCUGUGGUGCAGCGCUUGGCGGAGGUUGAUAACAAAAAACUUACUAGGGACGAAUUAAAAGAGAAAUUCGAGUUCGUCAAGGAGUGCAAGAGUAAAACUUCCGGUACGUUGACCUCUGAUGACCUUUUGGAAGCCGGAAAUGUAUUGUGUGGAAUAGACUCGGCCGCACCGGACAGAAUGGAUGCCGAUGCUUUUGAGAAAAUGGCGCCAAAUCUCCAGAAGUGUAAUCUUGACCCUACCACAAGAAAGAAGAUUGCUUCUAACAUUGUCAGCAAGAUGUCGCUGACAGACACGAGCACAAUCACUUCCUCCGGCUUCAUGGUCCUCGGUAACUUUUUGACGGAGCUCGGUGACAGUCAGCUAGCGUCCAUGGAUAAGGAAACGGUGAGCGAUGUAACAGACAAAAUAAUGGAAUCCGUCAAAGACAGUGAGGAGACGAGGAAGGAGAGGAAGAAGUCCGCCGUGUCUAAAGAGGCCGAGUCCUCAGAGGAGGAGACCUUCAAACAAGGAAAGAAACGAUUGGCUGAGUUUGUCAUUGGCGUUAAAGAGAGUCUGGGAGGGCAGCAGGCGUCCGGCCGACGACGAAGAUCUACAUCUUCCUUGACCUGCACUGAUAUGACGUCAAUAGGAGCUUCCGGUCUGUCCGCUCUGACCACCACACAGAUCAGCAACAUACAGGAUCAGGAUUUCCUGGACUGCGCUGAGCUGUUGGGGUCCGUCACAGACUGGACUGUUGCCCAGAAAGAGGCUCUGGUGGCGGUCGCCAAGAGAUCCACGGUUUGGAACACGCCCUCCACUUGGGCCACGUCCAGCGUAUACUCGGCUGGGUCUUUCGUCGCUGGCCUGACCACCUCUGAAAUCAACACCUUAGCCAUAAAUCUGGACGCUGUGUCCCGCAUGGGAACGUUCAGUGAUUGGACUGACAGCAAGAAACAAGCGGUAUUCGAUAGAUGGCUAUCAUACGAAAAGUCUUCAAAUGCCGCAACAAUCACCUCCAGUGAACUGCGCUCUCUUGGUCACCUGACCUGUGGGGCUAGUACCAGUCACAUUGCCAGCAUACAGUCUACUGUUUACAGAGCAUCAGCUGAUACGGUUGGUGAAGUUACCACUUGUUCCGAAUUCCAGCUGCAACAGUGGGUCGCACAUGCAAAAACCGAAUACGGAAGUGACGUCACUCUUUGGGACAGCGCCACUAUUACCAGUGUUGGAAUCGUUAUCGGUGGUCUGACGUCAACAGAAGUCUCCACGCUGACAGAGUCCCAGAUUGACAGCAUCGCCGCCUCCGACAUAUCAUACAUUCCACCAACGGCUUUUGCAGGAUUUACCACUGCCCAGAUCAACACCUUUGACCCUGCCCAGGCCCAGGCCUCCACUACCUCCCAGCGGGCCGCCCUGAGCGCUGAUCAGCUAUCGGCUCUGUCCUCUGUAGCUGGAGUCAGCUACAGCAACACCGCCGCCGGAAUCCAGGGGUCCGUAUUGUUUGCCGUCCUGUUGUCGGCCCUGGCCCACUUCCUGCGCUCCUUGUAGACCGUCCAAGGUGUAACUACUCUCUUUCCUAUCAACGAAUGUGACCGCUGUCCAAAAGUGAUUGUUGUUUUCAUGUGACUGUUAUCUCAAGUGUCUUUUCAAUGUGACUAUGUCAUCUCAAUGUAACUAUGUCUCAAACGAGUUUAUCUUUAUAAAUAUACUGUUUACAGUUAACCUUUUGUAGAAGGCUAGGUACUUCUCUGUUACGUAUGCUUUAUAAGUAACGCUAUUUCUGCUUAUAUCUUGAUUAAAACAAUUUGUUAAAGAG